AUGCGCUUUCCGCCGCCCCUUCACUCGAGUACCGAGAUUUUCUGCAAGCCGCGCGCUGCUUAUCCCAGUUUAAUAUUAGUCGAACACACGAACACCUGUCUGUCCUUGCCAUCAGUGGCCUUUGACCCCGGAGCCUACGGGAAUUCGGGCAUCGGUGCAUUGUUGGCAUUGGCAAUCCCAUUCAGCGGCCAUGACCACGCCAGUUCUUCAUGUCUGUCCUUGCCAUCAGUAGCCUUUGACCUCGGAGCCUACGGGUAUUCGGGCAUCGGUGCAUUGUUGGCAUUGGCAAUCCCAUUCAGCGGUCAUGACCACGCCAGUUCUUCAUGUCUGUCCUUGCCAUCAGUGGCCUUUGACCCCGGAGCCUACGGGUAUUCGGGCAUCGGUGCAUUGUUGGCAUUGGCAAUCCCAUUCAGCGGUCAUGAACACGCCAGUUCUUCAUGUCUGUCCUUGCCAUCAAUGGCAAUCCCCUUCAGCGGUCAUGACCACGCCAGUUCUUCAUAUCUGUCCUUGCCAUCAAUGGCCUUUGACCCCGGAGCCUACGGGUAUUCGGGCAUCGGUGCAGUGUUGGCAUUGGCAAUCCCAUUCCGCGGUCAUGACCACGCCAGUUCUUCAUGUCUGUCCUUGCCAUCAGUGGCCUUUGACCCCGGAGCCUACGGGUAUUCGGGCAUCGGUGCAUUGUUGGCAUUGGCAAUCCUAUUCAGCGGUCAUGACCACGCCAGUUCUUCAUGUCUGUCCUUGCCAUCAGUGGCCUUUGACCCCGGAGCCUACGGGUAUUCGGGCAUCGGUGCAUUGUUGGCAUUGGCAAUCCCAUUCAGCGGUCAUGACCACGCCAGUUCUUCAUGUCUGUCCUUGCCAUCAGUGGCCUUUGACCCCGGAGCCUACGGGUAUUCGGGCAUCGGUGCAGUGUUGGCAUUGGCGAUCCCAUUCAGCGGUCAUGACCACGCCAGUUCUUCAUGUCUGUCCUUGCCAUCAAUGGCCUUUGACCCCGGAGCCUACGGGUAUUCGGGCAUCGGUGCAUUGUUGGCAUUGGCAAUCCCAUUCAGCGGUCAUGACCACGCCAGUUCUUCAUGUCUGUCCUUGCCAUCAGUGGCCUUUGACCCCGGAGCCUACAGGUAUUCGGGCAUCGGUGCAUUGUUGGCAUUGGCAAUCCCAUUCAGCGGUCAUGACCACGCCAGUUCUUCAUGUCUGUCCUUGCCAUCAGUGGCCUUUGACCCCGGAGCCUACGGGUAUUCGGGCAUCGGUGCAUUGUUGGCAUUGGCAAUUCCAUACCGCGGUCAUGACCACGCCAGUUCUUCAUGUCUGUCCUUGCCAUCAGUGGCCUUUGACCCCGGAGCCUAUGGGUAUUCGGGCAUCGGUGCAGUGUUGGCAUUGGCAAUCCCAUUCAGCGGUCAUGACCACGCCAGUUCUUCAUGUCUGUCCUUGCCAUCAAUGGCCUUUGACCCCGGAGCCUACGGGUAUUCGGGCAUCGGUGCAUUGUUGGCAUUGGCAAUCCCAUUCAGCGGUCAUGACCACGCCAGUUCUUCAUGUCUGUCCUUGCCAUUAAUGGCCUUUGACCCCGGAGCCUAUUGGUAUUCGGGCAUCGGAGCAUUGUUGGCAUUGGCAAUCCCAUUCAGCGGUCAUGACCACGCCAGUUCUUCAUGUCUGUCCUUGCCAUUAAUGGCCUUUGACCCCGGAGCCUAUUGGUAUUCGGGCAUCGGAGCAUUGUUGGCAUUGGCAAUCCCAUUCAGCGGUCAUGACCACGCCAGUUCUUCAUGUCUGUCCUUGCCAUUAAUGGCCUUUGACCCCGGAGCCUAUUGGUAUUCGGGCAUCGGAGCAUUGUUGGCAUUGGCAAUCCCAUUCAGCGGUCAUGACCACGCCAGUUCUUCAUGUCUGUCCUUGCCAUUAAUGGCCUUUGACCCCGGAGCCUAUUGGUAUUCGGGCAUCGGAGCAUUGUUGGCAUUGGCAAUCCCAUUCAGCGGUCAUGACCACGCCAGUUCUUCAUGUCUGUCCUUGCCAUUAAUGGCCUUUGACCCCGGAGCCUAUUGGUAUUCGGGCAUCGGAGCAUUGUUGGCAUUGGCAAUCCCAUUCAGCGGUCAUGACCACGCCAGUUCUUCAUGUCUGUCCUUGCCAUUAAUGGCCUUUGACCCCGGAGCCUAUUGGUAUUCGGGCAUCGGAGCAUUGUUGGCAUUGGCAAUCCCAUUCAGCGGUCAUGACCACGCCAGAUGGGCCAUGAAGUCGGCAAAGCCGCACGCGGCAAACCGCAACGCGGAGACAGUCAUUUUUAUGGGCGGGCGGGCGCGCGAUAACGUCAUCCCAGUUCCUUCGUCAGACGCCCCGGACAACCCACGGUACUCGUAG
Molecule: messenger RNA, 2337 nt
Organism: Symbiodinium natans
Lineage: Eukaryota; Dinophyceae; Suessiales; Symbiodiniaceae
Source: the annotation of a GenBank genome assembly